Messenger RNA from Haemorhous mexicanus (house finch), 3476 nucleotides. It is a transcript of the gene DCLK2, whose product is annotated as doublecortin like kinase 2. Bases 524 to 2845 code for a protein of 773 amino acids. Gene Ontology annotation, biological process: intracellular signal transduction; protein phosphorylation. The transcript has 17 exons. Lineage: Eukaryota; Metazoa; Chordata; Aves; Passeriformes; Fringillidae. The record is from RefSeq and is a predicted model, not a curated record. Gene Ontology annotation, molecular function: protein kinase activity; ATP binding.
GGCCGGGCCGCCUGCGCCGCUCCCGCCAGAUCCGCUGCGACUGCUUCCCCCGCCGGGAGCCGGAGGCUGAGCCGCUCCCCGCGCCGAGUGGCGGUGCUGCUGCCCCCGCCGCCGGAAUAGGCGCUCCGGCCCCGCCGCCGCUGCCCGGCGGAGCCAGCAGGGAAGGGGCUGAGCAGGGGAUCCGCGCAUUGUGCGAGCCCGCAUGGGCACGGCACGGGGGCGCGGCCGCGGGGCUCCUGCGAGCCUCUCGCUCGGUCCCCGGCAUCGCCCGUAGGCGGGGGGCGCUGCGCUCGGGCGUGAGGGAUGCUUUUGUGCGCGGCCGCGGGCGCAGCAGCGGGUAGCGGCGGCUCCGGCGGGGCCGGGGCUGCGGUGGCGGGGCAGGUCGGGCGCCGCGCUCAGCCGCAGCUCUCCCGGCGAGAGCGGCCGGGCGCGAUGCUCUUUUAGGCGGCUCCAGCCCUUGCGAGCGCGGCGGGCAGGCGUAGCAGCCCGUAGCGGAGCUGGGAGGGCGGGCAGGCGGCUCCCCAUGGCGAGCAGCCGGAGCAUCGAGCUGGAGCACUUCGAGGAGCGGGACAAGCGGCAGCAGCGCUCCGGGCCGCGGCGCGGAGGCUCCGGGUCCGGCGGCGGCGCGGGGCCGCGGGGCAAUGGGCUGGUGCCCAGCCCGGCGCACAGCGCGCACUGCAGCCUCUACCGCACCCGCACCCUGCAGGCGCUCAGCUCCGAGAAGAAGGCUCGCAAAGCCCGCUUCUACCGCAACGGGGACAGGUACUUCAAGGGCUUGGUGUACGCCAUCUCCCCCGACCGCUUCCGCUCCUUCGACGCCCUCCUGGUGGAGCUCACCCGGUCCCUAUCGGACAACGUGAACCUGCCCCAGGGGGUCCGCACCAUCUACACCAUCGAUGGCAGCAAGAAGCUUACCAGCCUGGACGAGCUGGUGGAAGGUGAGAGCUAUGUGUGUGCAUCCAAUGAGCCAUAUCGCAAGGUUGAUUACACCAAGAAUGUCAACCCAAACUGGUGCGUGAACAUAAGGACUGGCUCCAGUCGGUCCUUGACGUCCUUGACAUCCACGAGGAGCGAAGUGAAGGAGAGUAAAGAUUUCAUUAAACCCAAAUUGGUGACUGUUAUUAGGAGUGGCGUAAAGCCACGGAAAGCUGUGAGAAUUCUGCUGAACAAGAAGACUGCUCACUCCUUUGAACAGGUCUUGAAUGACAUCACCGAAGCCAUUAAGUUAGACUCGGGUGUAGUCAAGAGACUUUGUACACUGGAUGGAAAGCAGGUAACAUGCUUGCAGGACUUCUUUGGAGAUGACGAUGUCUUUAUUGCGUGUGGGCCAGAGAAGUACCGGUAUGCUCAGGAUGACUUCGUGCUGGAUCACAGUGAAUGUCGUGUUAUGAAGUCGUACUCCCGCUCCUCUGCCAUGAGGCACGCUGCAUCCAAAAGUCCAGGACCUUCACGUCGCAGCAAAUCCCCGGCCUCAGUAAAGAGGGGUGGCCACUCCAGUGCUCAUUCUUCAGCAAAAUCCCCAGUUAAUGGAACCCCAAGCAGUCAGUUAUCCACCCCAAAAUCUACAAAGUCCUCCAGCUCUUCACCAACAAGCCCAGGCAGCUUUCGUGGACUCAAGAUCUCCCCACAUGGUGGAUCUUCUUCCAAUGUGAAUGGUGUACCUGAAUCUCUCCGUUGCCAGAGUCCCGAAGGCUUGAAUGGGAACAAGUUCUCAGGGUCAUCUACCAUUCUUGAGAAGUAUAAAGUGGGGAAGGUGAUUGGUGAUGGCAAUUUCGCUGUUGUAAAGGAGUGUGUGGAACGAUCCACAGGAAAGGAGUUUGCCCUGAAGAUCAUAGACAAGGCCAAGUGCUGUGGGAAGGAACACCUGAUUGAAAAUGAAGUGUCUAUUCUGCGCCGAGUGAAGCACCCAAACAUCAUCAUGCUCAUAGAGGAGAUGGACACUCCCACAGAGCUCUACCUUGUGAUGGAGCUGGUCAAGGGAGGAGACCUAUUUGAUGCCAUCACUUCAUCUACAAAAUACACAGAGAGAGAUGGGAGUGCCAUGGUCUACAAUUUAGCCAGUGCUCUCAAAUACCUGCAUGGUCUCAACAUCGUGCACAGAGACAUCAAACCAGAAAAUCUUCUGGUGUGUGAAUAUUCAGAUGGAACCAAGUCUUUGAAGCUUGGAGACUUUGGACUGGCGACAGUGGUCGAAGGUCCUUUGUACACUGUCUGUGGGACACCCACCUAUGUGGCUCCAGAAAUCAUUGCAGAGACAGGGUAUGGCUUAAAGGUGGAUAUUUGGGCUGCAGGUGUGAUCACUUACAUCCUGUUAUGUGGAUUUCCACCUUUUCGCAGUGAAAACAACCUUCAGGAAGACCUCUUUGAUCAGAUACUUGUGGGGAAGCUGGAAUUUCCCUCUCCCUACUGGGAUAACAUCACUGAUUCAGCAAAGGAGUUAAUCAGCCUGAUGCUACAUGUGAAUGCUGAAGCCCGGUACACAGCAGCACAGAUCCUAAGCCAUCCCUGGGUGUCAGAUGAUGCUUCCCAGGAGAAUAAUAUGCAAGCUGAAGUAACAGGUAAACUGAAGCAGCACUUUAAUAACACCCUACCCAAGCAAAAUAACACAUCUGCUGGGGUUUCUGUCAUCAUGAACACAGCUCUAGAUAAAGAGAGUCAGAUUUUCUGCAGCAAGCGCUGUCAGGACUCUGGUAGAGCUGGAAUGGAGAAAAUUUCUGCAAUUGCUGCUGCAGCUGCUGAUCCUCGUGAGGCUGGGUCCGAGCCCCUCCUCCCUGCUGCUCCUGAGCCACUCUGGUCCCCCACGCUGCCUUCUCCUGAGCUUGCUGGGGAUCAGCCUGGUGCGUAGGACUGGGGAAAACAAAUCCAACUGAAGCUCCCCACACUCUGGCCACAGAUUUCUUCAUUUCCCAUGACUGUUUUCAGUUUGUGUGCACCUCUCAUGAAAGCCCCAGACAGGUCUCAUCUUCUCUCUCACAGGGGGAAAAUGAGCCACAUCUUGGGAACAGCAGUAGGGGAAAGACUCCAGGAAUGCUAGGUGGUUUUUUAAGUUCUCUGUGUCAAUAAUUAACUCUAUUUCACACAGCCUUGGGCUCUAGAUAGACUAACUUAUGGUGUAGCUAACCAUAUUUUUAUAUGAGCAGUGAGGUGGGGAACAGAUACCUGGCCUCACGUCCACCAGCAGGCCCUGUUCUGUUCUUCUGAUGGGAAUUUUCAGAAAAGUGGGAGAGGCAGACAAGGGAAGAAAACUUCUAUUUGCCUUCUAUUCCAAUGCCUCUAUUUUCAGUCAAGUUUCUACUAAACUUGAAGAGGCAAAUUUUCAAAGAAUUUUUUAGUGGACUAACUGUAAAAUAUCAUGAGACAAACAUUUGAAGAUAGAGAGGGAAGGAUGGUUGUUUUCCAUCAAGUUUGUUAUCUGACUUGCAGGCAGGGUAGUGUUUAGAUAAUAUGAAUUUAAAUAAAGUAACUUGGGAUGUAAA